This is a messenger RNA of Carya illinoinensis, 2328 nucleotides long. RefSeq lists its product as uncharacterized. The coding region runs from base 492 to 2033 and encodes 513 amino acids. Lineage: Eukaryota; Viridiplantae; Streptophyta; Magnoliopsida; Fagales; Juglandaceae. The record is from RefSeq and is a predicted model, not a curated record. The transcript has 5 exons.
GAAAGAAAAGAAUUUGGAACUUUUAUACAAGAGCAUAAGGAACUUUUACUUUCUAGGACAAUAUCAACCUUUUCUGGGGAAACUUCGGAUCUGUCUUUUCUUUUCUGUUACAAAGAUACCCCAUUUUCAGUAUGCGCACCAAACAAACGGUAAGGAUACUUCAAUGGUAAUACCAUAAAUGCCGCAAAGUAAUACGCUGCCAAAUCUAAUAAGCACCUAAGCAGGCAUAAAAAAGAAGAGUACGUUCCAUGCAAUGGAAAAGUAUAGAUUAUGUAGAAAGCAAGUUCGAUCUAAAUAUAUUAGAAGAAACCAAAAAAAAAAAAAAGUAACAGAAAAGUUCAAGUUAUCGUAUCCCAUUCAAGUUCAUCAAUCUUUUCAAUUCCCGUGCAUAUAUAGCCAAAGCAUAUAAGUAUUGUAUAUCAAGCUCUCUAGCUUCCUUAUUCAAAAAAAAAUUUUUAAAAAAAAAAGCUCUGUAGCUGGCUAAUCAUUUAAUGGCUAGGCACAGGCAAAAUCCUAGUGCUUUUCCAUUUUCUAUUAUUCUGGUUGUGGUCUUUCUCUCUAGCGGUUUGUUUGUGCAUAAUGUUGGUGCUGAAACUCGUGAGUAUGUAUCGGCUGUGGGUGAUCCGGGAAUGAGAAGGGAUGGCCUGAGGUUGGCGAUAGAGUCAUGGAAUCAAUGCAACGAGGUUGGUGAAGAAGCUCCUGACAUGGGCAGCCCGAGAGCUGCCGAUUGCUUUGACUUAUACAAGGCUUCUCCAACGGCAACAGAGAACAACUGCUCCUUGUGCAAGUCCAUGCCUUACAUGUUGGUCCACAGAGUCAUAGACAAAGACAACAAUCUAGGGGUAGGAGACCCAUUUCUUGGGAUCCAACCAAAGGCCCUUUCCGAUGUAGACCUUUACGCUGCUGAGAAAGAACUCUAUCUGGGAUCGAAAUGUCAGGUUGAAGACACCCCAAAUCCAUGGCAAUUUUGGAUGAUCAUGCUCAAGAGUGGGAACAUGGACACUUUUGCUGGAAGAUGCCCUAAAAAUGGCCAUAAAGUUGGACCUUUCGGCCCUGACAACAUAUUUCCUUGCUUUGGAAAAGGUUGCAUGAACCAACCAAUGAUUCAUCAUGAUUAUACCACAUUGCAAGGGGCCGAUAGGACAACUCUUAGGGGGAGGUUUUAUGGGUCAUGGGACUUGGAUGCUAAUUUGAGUAAUGAUUUGGUGGGAAAUAUAUCUUAUUAUUCGGUAACUUGGGAAAAGGAACUUGGUGAGGGAAGUUGGGUUUUUCAUCAUCUCUUGAGGACUUCAACAAAGUAUCCUUGGUUAAUGCUUUACUUCAGAUCCGAUGCCACCUUUGGACUCUCUGGUGGAUACCAUUACCCAACCCGAGGAAUGACCAAGAUUAUCCCAGAAUCACCAAAUUUUAGAGUGAGAUUCACCUUGAAUGUGAUCAAAGGUGGUGGUCCUAGCAGCCAGUUCUAUCUAAUGGACAUUGGAAGUUGUUGGAAGAACAAUGGCCAGCCUUGUGAUGGCGAUGUAACUUCAGAUGUCACACGAUACAGUGAAAUGAUCAUAAAUCCAAGCAUAAAAGCAUGGUGCCAGCCAGGAAAACUCGAUGUCUGCCCACCUUACCACACUUUCCCCAAUGGGACACGCAUUCAUCGUAACGAAACUGCUCGCUUCCCUUAUGAAGCUUAUCACUUGUAUUGCUCCCCAGGAAAUGCAGAGCAGCUUGAGGCGCCUUAUAGUUUGUGUGAUCCAUAUAGCAAUCCUCAGCCUCAGGAGAUAUUGCAGAUUUUGCCACACCCAGUUUGGGGUGACUAUGGGUACCCUACUAAGCAAGGAGAUGGUUGGAUUGGGAAGCCAAGGGCGUGGGAUCUUGAUGUUGGAAGGUUGUCUCAAUCACUCUACUUUUACCAGGAUCCAGGUACUCCACCAGCAAGAAGGCAGUGGAAGUCUGUUGAUUUGGGAACUGAAAUAUUUAAAGACCCUGACCAAGUUGCUGAAUGGACUGUUACUGACUUUGAUAUCCUUGUACCUGAGCAAUGAAGAGACUCAUGGUUGUGGUCGUGGGUCCAAAGUCAAAGACCCAUAGCCACUUUAAAGAAGAUGAAGAAGAAGGAGAAGGAGAUGAAGACAGAGAAGAAGGGAAAAUGGGAGAAUUAAAAAAAAUAAAAAUAAAAAAGGUUCGGCGGUCGGGUGAGUAGGUAAACCAACCCGCCAACUUAUUGUCUAUCGUCUGCUGUCAUGAUUAACAUAUCUUUGACAUCCAUAUAAUUGCAAAGAACCUGUCAUGACGCCUUUCGUUUCAUAUAUAAAUUUGAAAGGACGUUCUUAAUGCUAA